Messenger RNA from Saccoglossus kowalevskii, 1871 nucleotides. Its product is annotated as prohibitin-2-like. The record is from RefSeq and is a predicted model, not a curated record. Gene Ontology annotation, cellular component: membrane; mitochondrion. Gene Ontology annotation, biological process: mitochondrion organization. Lineage: Eukaryota; Metazoa; Hemichordata; Enteropneusta; Harrimaniidae.
AUUUACAGAUUGUUAAUAUCGGUUUACGUGUUCUACAUCGCCCAGACGCUAUGGCAUUGCCUGAAAUGUACCGUCUUGUUGGCUCAGAUUAUGACGAUAGGGUUUUGCCAUCUAUUAUUAAUGAAGUUCUCAAAAGUGUCACUGCAAAAUUCAAUGCUUCACAGUUAAUCACGCAGCGUUCUGCUGUGAGUUUGAUGAUGAGGCAGCAACUGGUUGAACGAGCCAAAGAUUUUUUUAUUGUAUUAGAUGAUGUUGCCAUAACAGAACUCAGCUUUGGUAAGGAAUAUGCGGCAGCUGUUGAAGCUAAACAAGUAGCUCAGCAGGAAGUACAGAGGGCGCACUUUAUCGUAGAACAAGCCAAACAAGAAAGAAAUAGGAAAGUUGUACAAGCAGAGGGAGAAGCAGAAGCUGCCAGACUUAUUGGGCAGUCAUUGGGUCUGAAUCCAGGUUAUCUUAAACUACGAAAAAUAAGAGCUUCCCAGAAUAUUGCCAGGACAAUAUCUGGAUCUCAAAACAGGGUAUACUUGAAUGCAGUCAAUCUCAUGUUAAAUGUCAAUGAAAACACGUACGAUGAAUCCGCUGAUAAACUUUACCAAUCAACAAAAAAAAGAAAAUAAAUGAUAAUAAACUGAGCCUGAUGUGAAAGUCAGCCAUUGUUUAAUGUGACAGUCAUAUUAAUAUUCUAGAUGUGAAAUCAUGGUGGUGAAGCAUAAUAUGUUGUAUAGAUUUAAUUGCAUGUGACAAUCACAUGCUCAUCACAAGAACGGUGCAUGGUUAACAAGUACCCACCUGACUUCACCACAGAACAUUAGUAAUUCUGUCAGAUAUAUGAAUGCUUUUUUAAGAUAUCCCAGAUCAUAGUUUGCAUUAAUAAACUUGAUUUUAACUCUUUGAAAGUCAACUCCUUCCCUGAAAAAAUGUUGGCGGAAAAAAUGUUGGUAUUUAAAGAGUUAAUUGUAGGUCAAAGAAUUUCGUUAUCAGUGAAACACUUAGUUGAAUUACGGUGGAUGACAGUAGUUGAACAAAAUUAAGUUUUAAUAAAUAUGUAUAUGAGCUGUAGUUUGAGGUGAUUAAUUAAUAACACAUUUAUGUACAGAAAACAUCUGUUGCAAAGAAACUUCUAUCUCAUAUAAAUGUAUAAAAACGAGAUUUAUAUGAAAAAUUCAUAAUCAACAUUUGUUUGAUAAAUGCUGAAAACUUGUAUUCUUGUUUUAUGUGUGGUGCAUGUUCUGUAAUUGGAUUUGUGUAAUAAACAUUUUCAAUCGCCUUUAAAUGCUGUGUCUGGUAAUAUAUCAUAGGUACAAACUCAGAACCCAGAGAACAUCUCAAAAAAUUAUUGGGUAGGUUCAAAAUUGCAGUCAUUGAUUUCUACAACACUUUAUGGAGACACAGAAAUGAUAAAAACUAAUUUAUAAAUUCUCGUACAAUAUUUACGUAUUCAAAUUUGAAACUUUAGGUACCCGGUAAUUCGCUCAUGCACAUAUUUCGGCACCAAGGAAAGUUUGCAAUUCCUGCCAGUCUCAGGCUGGCUUCUGUUUUGUUCGAAGUCUUCAGUUCUGCUUCCAGAUUGUCACCAGGUGUUCUUGGGAGUAGAGGUUAUUGCAAUUGCAUAGCACAUUUCUGAAAUAACAUAUUCUUUGAAUCCCAUCAAGUUGUAUAUUUUUAGAAGCUUAUUUUUCAAAUAAUAUGAAAUAAAUAUUCCAACAAAAAAUGGAACCAUGUGAUCACUAUGCAAAUAUAGAGGUGUUAUUUUCGAAGAAACCAAAAUAAGACUGCAGAAUUAUGUACUUAUAGUUACUAUGAAAGGUUUGAAUUGUGUGAUCUGGAUUUUGGCCUCAUAAUACUUAUUAAAAAUAUCGUCAAUGUUUUGA